UAAUCCAAUAAAAUGAUUCGUGCAUCAUUGUAGUUAGUAAUACUCGUAGGCAGUCUGUAUCUUUUUCGAUCGUAUAAAGUAUAAAAUAAAAUCGUAUUGAAAUGGCUAUUAAAGAUAUUAGGAAGAUACUUACGAUACUCGUGAUUUUUUUAAUCUACAUUGGAACAGUCCACAGUAUUCGAUGUUACCAAUGCACCAGCACGAACAACACACAUCCUUUCCAAUGCAACGAGUUCCUCACGAAUGACAUUGACAUAGAGCCAGAGUCUUGUGAUGCCAUUUUCGGAGCACAGUAUUGCGUGAAACAUGUUGGGAGAUUUGAGGCCCUGGAAUGUUACCAAUGUACAUCCGCGGAUGAAUGGCAAUGCUCAGAUGGUGAAUUAAUUAAAGAUUCUCUACAACCAAUAAACUGCAGCUACAUUUACAAAGCGCAUUAUUGCGUCAAGACCAUCGGACGAUACGGAGGUGGAGUCGGUACAAAAAGAUUUUGUUCAACUUCGCACUUGGGAAAUUAUUGCAACUAUGUGCUACAACCUGGAGAUAAACUAACGUAUCGAACGUGCAUCUACACUUGUAACAGCGAUGGAUGCAAUUCUAUAUCUUCUUUAAGGCCUACAGUCAGUGUUUCCAUUAUAUCAUUUCUUUUACUCACCCUAUUUUAUAGAUAGGGACUCAGCAUUGUUAACAAAAACAAUCAUAUUCAUAUAUCAUCAAAUUUUAUGAUAAUAUAUCAUUCAUAUUUUACUAUUUAAAAAAUGAGUAAAGUAUAGUUUACAUAUAUAAAUAUUCUGGUCGUAUUACCAAUAUUCCAUGCAUGGCAAUUGUUGUCUAAAGUAAAGUUUCUCUGAUGAUAUUUAUUUAUCAACAAACUUUAAUUAAAUAAUAUAUGCAUUUUGAUACUUUAUUUUUAAUAAAGGUAUAAUCUUAAACUUCUUUGGCAUAUUAUUUUAUUAUAACGAGUAAUACAACAAGUAUUAAGAACAUUUUAUUGUAGAGCAUACGUGACAUGUAUAUGUGUAUUUAUAUUUACUCUCUUUAUGUUAUUUAUCUGUCUUAUAUAAUGCACAAGUAAAAAAGUAGCAAGAUUAUAUGAAUACUAUAUUGUUUUUUA
Molecule: messenger RNA, 1111 nt
Organism: Vespula pensylvanica (western yellowjacket)
Lineage: Eukaryota; Metazoa; Arthropoda; Insecta; Hymenoptera; Vespidae
Gene: bou
Product: U-scoloptoxin(05)-Sm1a
Exons: 4
Coding region: 102-668 (188 amino acids)
Biological process (GO): positive regulation of voltage-gated potassium channel activity; regulation of synaptic transmission, cholinergic; sleep
Source: RefSeq, a predicted model, not a curated record